Adineta ricciae is the source of this 324-nucleotide messenger RNA. NCBI's taxonomy places the organism in Eukaryota, Metazoa, Rotifera, Eurotatoria, Adinetida, Adinetidae. The record is from the annotation of a GenBank genome assembly.
AUGCAUUACUUGAGUACACUUAUUGUAAAGUGGGAUAAAAAUACAUUUUUUAUUCUGUGUCAACAGAAUGCUAACAUGAUUUCAACAGCCAAAUUCAACCAAACACAUUCGAAGAUAUUCAUUAUGUCAUCAAAAUUCGGUGGAUCGUGCAGUUACAGUGGCUCGACAGACAGUAGUAGUGGUGAUUCUACGGCAAGUAUUUCUUGUCCAAUUUAUACAAGUUCAAGUGGCAUUACUGUCAGCGGUACAGGUUCUGCAACAUAUUCGGGUGAUGGUCAAGUAGGCGGUGGUGCAGGCGUCAGUGUGACCAUACCAUUUCCGUAA